Messenger RNA from Rhea pennata, 3227 nucleotides. RefSeq names its product filamin A interacting protein 1 like (gene FILIP1L). The transcript is spliced from 2 exons. Lineage: Eukaryota; Metazoa; Chordata; Aves; Rheiformes; Rheidae. The record is from RefSeq and is a predicted model, not a curated record. Bases 240 to 2900 code for a protein of 886 amino acids.
GGAGCGCCUAUCUCUCAUUGUUUAGCGCGGCUGCGGGAACGCUCGCAGCUCCGGUGCUACCGCGGGAAGCCUCGCGCCAUGCGGCACUAGCGCAGCCCGGAGCUCCCUAGUCCAGCAGCACCAGAUUGAAAAAGCUUCUUGAACAAGAAACAGUGUACCAGGCAAAAAAAGAGAAGGAAAGUAACAAGAAAAUAGCUAAACUAAAAGAAGAACUGACUAAACUGAAAUCCUUUGCUUUAAUGGUGGUGGAUGAACAGCAAAGACUCACUGAGCAGCUGAAUCAACAAAGUCAAAAAAUUCAAGAAUUAACCACUUCUGCAGAACAAGCACAUGAGAAACUUGCUUCUGCUGAAGCAAAAGCUCAAGAAGAGGAGCAAAGAGCCAGCAGGCUGGAGGCUGAACUGCAAGCCCAAAGCAGUAAGAUUUCCCAGGAUCAAGAAGCAAUGAUGGCCAAACUAACCAAUGAAGACAGUCAGAAUCGUCAGCUCCGGUUAAAAUUAACUGCACUCAGCAGACAAAUUGAUGAGUUGGAGGAGACCAAUAAGUCUUUACGAAAAGCAGAAGAAGAACUGCAAGAACUAAGGGAUAAGAUAAAUAAGGGAGAGUGUGGAAAUUCCACACUUAUGUCCGAAGUAGAAGAAUUACGGAAACGACUGCUGGAAAUGGAAGGGAAAGAUGAAGAGCUCAUAAAAAUGGAAGAUCAGUGCAGAGAGCUUAAUAAAAAAUUAGAAAAAGAAGCAUCACAGAGCAAGAAUCUUAAAGGGGAAGUUGACAAACUCAACAGAAGAAUAAUGGAGUUGGAAAGAUUAGAAGAUGCUUUUAACAAGAGCAAACAAGAAUGUUACUCCCUGAAAUGCAACCUCGAAAGAGAAAAAACAUUAACAAAACAGUUGUCCCAUGAGCUGGAUGACUUAAAAGCUAGAGUUGGAGAGCUUGAAGCAAUUGAAAGUAAGUUAGAAAAAACUGAGUUUACACUUAAAGAAGAUUUAACAAAGCUGAAAACUCUAACAGUGAUGCUUGUGGAUGAAAGAAAAACUAUGGGUGAAAAAAUAAAGCAAACAGAAGAAAAGCUGCAAGCUGCAACUUCUCAGCUUCAGGUGGAACAAAAUAAAGUGAUGUCCGUUACAGAAAAACUAAUUGAGGAAAGUAAGAAGGCACUGAAAUCAAAAUCUGAUGCAGAGGAAAAAGUGUCCAGUGUUAUAAAGGAAAGAGAUGAACUGAAAAACAAACUCAAAGCAGAAGAAGAGAAAGGAAGUGAUCUUGUUUCCAAAGUGAAUAUUCUAAAAAAAAGGCUUCAGUCACUGGAAGCUGUUGAAAAAGAAUUUCUUAAAAACAAGCUUAAGGAAACUGCUAAAUCCAGCACCUCCCUGCAGCAUGAGAACAACAAAAUCAAAGAGCUUUCCCAAGAAGUUGAAAGGCUUAAACAGAAGUUGAAAGAAAUGAAGGCCAUAGAAGAUGAUCUUAUGAAAACUGAAGAUGAAUUUGAGUCUCUAGAACGAAAAUACAUCAACGAACGGGACAGAGCCAGGCUUUUAUCAGAGGAACUAGAGGUUGUGAAAAUGGAAUUGGCUAGGUAUAAAUUAACAGAAAAGGCAGAGUCCAAUCAAGAGCAGCGGCUUUUAAAGAAACUUAAGGAAGAAGAAGCUAAAUCAAGUCACCUUUCCAGAGAAGUAGAUGCACUGAAAGAGAAAAUUCAUGAAUACAUGGCAACAGAAGACCUAAUCUGUCAUGUCCGAGGUGAUCAUACACUCCUACAGAGGAAACUCAUCCAGCAAGAAAACAAGAACAGGGAGUUAGCAAGAGAAAUGGAAAGCCUCACAAAAGAACUAGAGAGGUACAGACGCUUCAGUAAGAGCUUCAGACCCAGUCUCAAUGGAAGGAGAAUUUCUGACUUGCACUUUUUUUCUAAAGAAGUCCAGACAGAUCUAGCAGACAACGAACCACCUGACUACAAAACUCUCAUGCCUUUAGAACGAGCAGUCAUAAAUGGGCAGCUGUAUGAAGACAGUGAUAAUGAGGACAAAGAUAACAAUGAAGAGGAACAAACAGUGUCUUUCAAAAGUAGCUCAUCUAUUGCAAAUGCCGUGAACAAAAAAUUAUGGAUCCCAUGGAUGAAGUCCAAAGAAAACCAUCCUCAAAAUGGAAAGAUUCAUACAAAGCAAAAUGGAAACUGUGCACAGACUGGAGACUUAGUGCUAAGCCAUACACCUGGCCAACCUCUUCACAUAAAGGUAACUCCAGACCAUGGACAGAACACAGCAACACUUGAAAUAACAAGUCCUACAGCUGAAAGUCCUCACUCCUACACAAGUACAGCAGUUAUACCAAACUGUGGCACUCCUAAGCAAAGAAUAACCAUUAUUCAAAAUGCUUCCUUAACACCUGUAAAAUCAAAACCAGCAGAAGUUUACAUGAGCCCAGAGCAAGCCAUUUCUCCUAUUAAUAUGGCUACUUUUGCAAGAUCUCAAACUCCUGAAUCAUGUGGUUCUCUAACUCCUGAAAGAACAAUGUCCCCUGUGGCUCUACCAGGCUCAAGCUCUCAGGAACAAAUACUCUCCUCAGAGCCUUUGGAAAUUGGAGCCAAGCAUGCUGUUUUUAGAGUAUCCCCAGACAGGCAGUCAUCAUGGCAGUUUCAGAGAUCAAACAGUACGGGAUCCAGUGUAAUAACUACUGAAGAUAAUAAAAUUCACAUCCAUUUAGGAAGUCCUUAUGUCCAAGCUCUUGCUAAUUCCAAGCCCACCAGCCCUUGUACUCCAGUGCAAGAUAACAGAACUCCAGCACUAGCUAAUGGAAUAUCCAGUAAGCCCACCAAUAAAAUCACCAGCAGUAUUACUAUCACACCAGCAGCCACUCCUCUCCCACGGCAAUCACAAAUUACAGUAAGUAAUGUCUAUAACUGACCCCAAUCCAUGCUGACACCCUUACCAGCAACCCAUCCUAUUAUUCAUUCCAGCAAGAAUUAUUUGGAACUGCCCCUUUGCUUUGGGAGAGAUCUGUGCAUGAACUAUACAACAGUAUAUGGAACUAACGUUAAGUUUUGCCUGCUUAGUGUUAUCAAGUGUGCACUUACUGUAUAUUUUCUCAUUGAAAUACAGUUAUGUAAAAUAUUUAGUCUUGCACUUGUAUAAAUGCAUCUUUAUGUAUUUCCAUUUUUAAAAUAACUCUCAUUACUUUUGACUGCAACUUGCCUUGACAAAAUAUUUUAACAUUACAAAAACAGUAAAUAA